AUGUCUUCUAUUAAACUAUCCUUUUCUUUUAUGAGAUUUGUUCUUUGCUCUUUUUUCCGCCAUAAAUUUUCCUUUGCUUUUAUUUAUUCUCCCUCUUUGAUUUUUAUUCCCUCACUUACUAGAUUGCCUUCUUGCCAAUUCUUUUUCUCAUUCUCAUUAUUUAUUCAUUUCUUUCUUUUUUUGCUCUUCUUUCUGUUAUUCUAUGUUUCUUUGUUUGGUCCUUUUUUCUUCUCUUUAGCAUUCCCUCUCUCUUUCUCAGUGCAUUGCCCUCUCUCUCUCUUUCUCAGUGCAUUGCCCUCUCUCUCUCUUUCUCAGUGCAUUGCCCUCUCUCUCUCUUUCUCAGUGCAUUGCCCUCUCUCUCUCUUUCUCAGUGCAUUGCCCUCUCUCUCUUUUCUCAGUGCAUUGCCCUCUCUCUCUCUUUUCUCAGUGCAUUGCCCUCUCUCUCUUUCUCAGUGCAUUGCCCUCUCUCUCUCUUUCUCAGUGCAUUGCCCUCUCUCUCUCUUUCUCAGUGCAUUGCCCUCUCUCUCUCUUUCUCAGUGCAUUGCCCUCUCUCUCUCUUUCUCAGUGCAUUGCCCUCUCUCUCUCUUUCUCAGUGCAUUGCCCUCUCUCUCUUUCUCAGUGCAUUGCCCUCUCUCUCUCUUUUCUCAGUGCAUUGCCCUCUCUCUCUCUUUUCUCAGUGCAUUGCCCUCUCUCUCUUUUCUCAGUGCAUUGCCCUCUCUCUCUCUUUCUCAGUGCAUUGCCCUCUCUCUCUUUUCUCAGUGCAUUGCCCUCUCUCUCUUCUUUCUCUCUUUUCUCAGUGCAUUGCCCCUCUCUCUCUCUCUCAGUGCAUUGCCCCCUCUCUCUCUCUCUCUCUCAGUGCAUUGCCCCCUCUCUCUCUCUCUGUACCCCCCCCUCGCAGCUCUUGGUGUAUUUUCAUCCCUCUUUUACACUGUCAUUGCCUUUUGCCUCCUCCCACUUCUAUUUACCUCUUGCUUUUCCUUCCUUUCUCUUUUGGACCUUCUUCUUUUGUCAAACUCUUUCCUUCUGUUUCUUUUCCUCAGUCUUUCCUUCUGUUUCUUUUCCUCAAUCUUUCCUUCUGUUUCUUUCCUUUUUCACCAUGUUUGCUUAUAUUAUUUUCCCAUUUCUUUUCCUUGCUUUUUCUUUUCAGUCACCAUUUUGCAACAUUCUCAUUUUAUUAAUCAUUCUUUUUUUCUGCUCACUUCUGUUUUUUUUCUUUCUACUUUCCAUUAUCCUUUUUCUUUUUCUCUGCUUUCUUAUCUAUUUUCUUAUCUAUUUUCUUAUCUUUUAAACAUUUUUAUGCUUCUUUUGCUCAUAUUCAAUUGUUUGUUCUUUCAUUUUAAUUUCUCAUUCUCCUUUCUUUCUUCAUUAUUGCAUUCUGCUUAG
Acanthosepion pharaonis is the source of this 1383-nucleotide messenger RNA. Lineage: Eukaryota; Metazoa; Mollusca; Cephalopoda; Sepiida; Sepiidae. The record is from the annotation of a GenBank genome assembly.